Messenger RNA from Brassicogethes aeneus, 5598 nucleotides. The record is from the annotation of a GenBank genome assembly. NCBI's taxonomy places the organism in Eukaryota, Metazoa, Arthropoda, Insecta, Coleoptera, Nitidulidae.
GUCAACAUCAAACCUAACCUAAGAAAAUAUUGUGUUGUGAAUAAAAAACUGAAAAGCUAGGAAAAAAUGUCGUAUUCAAACGUACAAAGAGUAAGAAUACUUUAUAAAACAAUUUUAAAGCUACAUAGAGGUCUACCAGAUGAGCUACAAGUAAUAGGGACAAAUUAUGCAAUGGAUGAGUUUCGAAGACAUAAAACUUGUAGUCUGAGUGAAGCUGAGACAUUUAUUAAUGAAUGGACGCAUUAUGCAAUAGAUUUAGCAAAACAAUUGGGUAUUCGAGGCCCGUUGACAUCAACAACGAAAACAUUUGGGGCACCUUUAUCGAGUUGUGAUUUGGAGAGUUUAAGGGACGAGCAAAUAAAUCAAUUAUAUGAACUUAUGGUUGCAGCAAAGGCAGAGGCAGAAAAGCCCACAACGCCUCCCCAGAUAUCUCCUGUGGAGGAACAAGAAAAAUAUUUACACGAUGCGUUAGGCGUCGUCAAGGCUCAGGCCUUUCAUAUGAAGAGGGCCUUGGAUAAAAACAAAUUGAUGGAAGCUUUAAAAAAUGCAAGUGCUAUGCUCACCGAGUUAAGAACUUCUUUAUUAUCCCCCAAAAGCUACUAUGAACUAUAUAUGGCCAUAACAGAUGAAUUAAGACACAUGGAAUUAUAUUUGGUUGAUGAGUUCCGUAAAGGCAGAAAAGUUACAGAUUUGUAUGAAUUGGUUCAAUAUGCAGGAAAUAUUGUUCCGAGAUUAUAUCUUCUUAUAACUGUUGGAUUGGUUUACAUUAAAACUAAUACAUCCUUAAGAAGGGAUUUGUUAAAGGAUCUUGUUGAAAUGUGCAGAGGGGUACAACACCCUCUCAGAGGUUUAUUUCUCCGCAACUACCUUUUGCAAUGCACAAGAAACGUUUUACCCGAUGCACCUGAUGUAGACACCGAUUGUCCAGAAGGCACUGUAAAAGACUCCAUUGAUUUUGUGCUGAUGAAUUUCGCGGAAAUGAAUAAACUUUGGGUUAGGAUGCAGCAUCAGGGUCAUUCGAGGGAGAGGCAGAACAGGGAGAGGGAACGAGAGGAGCUUCGGAUUUUGGUUGGCACCAAUUUAGUUAGGUUAAGUCAGUUGGAGUCGGUUACAUUGGAGAAGUAUCAGAAGUCUGUGUUGCCUGGCAUUUUGGAACAGGUGGUAAGCUGUAGAGAUGCAAUUGCGCAGGAGUAUCUAAUGGAAUGCAUUAUCCAAGUAUUCCCCGACGAAUUCCACAUCCAAACUCUAAACCCAUUCUUAAAAUCAUGCGCCGAACUUGAAGUUGGUGUCAACGUUAAAAACAUCGUCAUCAGCCUUAUGGAGCGAUUGGCAGCGUUUAGCCAAAGAUCGGAUGCUUUGGGAAGUGAUGGUGUUAGUAUUUUGCAGGAGGUUCAGUUGUUCGAGAUUUUCUCGAAUCAAGUUUCCCUUAUUAUUGCAAACAGGCAGUAUUUGCCCCCAGAGGAUAUGGUGGCUCUACAGGUUGCCUUGGUGAAUUUAGCGUUGAAAUGUUACCCGGACCGUAUCGAUUACAUUGAUAAAGUUAUGUUGUCCAGUGUAGAAGUUCUACAAAGAUUGGGCAUGGAGCAUCUGGAAUCAAACACUUCGGUGGCUAAAGAACUGCAAAAGUUACUAAAAAUUCCACUGGAUAACUACAACGAUCUACUUAUGGUUUUAAAACUGAAACAUUAUGCGGGGUUGAUGCAGCAUUUAGACUACUACGGAAGAAAAGCGUUAAGCAUUUACAUACUCACCAACGCCUUAGAUAACGAAACCAUAGUUCCCUCGCAAGAAGAAGUCGAGCAAGCUUUAACCCUACUGAACACCCUCGUAAAUGAUAAGAAUGAAGCACCUGGUACGCAGGUGGACCUCGAGGAACUCGCCGAAGAACAAUGUUUACUGGCUAGGUUCGUGCAUCAACUGAAGUCGAGUGUUUUGGAUGAUCAGUAUCUAAUUUUGACUUCUGCCAGAAAGAUUCUAGGUACAGGUGGUCCACAAAGGAUUAAAUAUACGCUACCUCCUUUGGUGUUCCAAGCCUAUCAACUGGCUUAUAAAUACAGGGAUACUCAGGAUGAGAAGUGGGAGAAAAAGUGCCAGAAAAUAUUCCAAUUCUGCCACCAAACCAUCACAGCAUUAGUUAAAGCUGAGUUGGCCGAUUUGCCGUUGCGUUUGUAUUUGCAGGGCGCCCUAGCCAUCGACAAAAUCGGUUUUGAAAAUCACGAAACCGUGGCAUACGAGUUUAUGUCUCAAGCGUUCUCUUUGUACGAGGACGAAAUAUCGGAUUCCAAAGCGCAAUUGGCUGCCAUAACUUUGAUCGUCGGGACUUUGGAGCAGAUCAGUUGCUUCUCCGAAGAAAACUCUGAGCCACUGCGCACGCAAUGCGCGCUGGCCGCCAGUAAGUUGCUGAAAAAGCCCGACCAGUGCAGGGGUGUCGCCACAUGCACCCACCUGUUUUGGAGCGGCAAGACUCUCGCGACCGACAGGGAAGAAUCUCACGACGGUAAAAGGGUGGUCGAGUGUUUGAAAAAAGGCCUGAAGAUCGCCAAACAAUGCAUGGAUAUCAGCGUUCAAGUGCAGUUGUUUGUGGAGUUGCUGAACCAUUACAUUUACUUCUUUGAGAAGGGCAAUGAUCAGGUCAGUGUUCAGAUUUUGAACCAAGUUAUUGGCAAGAUUAAGGAAGAGCUGCCGAAUUUGGAAAGUUCAGACGAGACGGAACAAAUUACCAAGCAUUUUAAUAAUACCAUAGAACAUGUUAAGUCCAGAUUGGAUACGCCAGAUGGAGAUGGGAUAUCAUACGUUGGAGUGGAUCUUGAGGAACUCGCCGAAAAACAAUGUUUACUGGCUAGGUUCGUGCAUCAACUGAAGUCGAGUGUUUUGGAUGAUCAGUAUCUCAUUUUGACUUCUGCCAGAAAGAUUCUAGGUACAGGUGGUCCACAAAGGAUUAAAUAUACGCUACCUCCUUUGGUGUUCCAAGCUUAUCAACUGGCUUAUAAAUACAGGGAUACCCAGGAUGAGAAGUGGGAGAAAAAGUGCCAGAAAAUAUUCCAAUUCUGCCACCAAACCAUCACAGCCUUAGUUAAAGCUGAGUUGGCCGAUUUGACCUUGCGUUUGUACUUGCAGGGUGCUCUAGCCAUCGACAAAAUCGGUUUUGAAAAUCACGAAACCGUGGCAUACGAGUUUAUGUCUCAAGCUUUCUCUUUGUACGAAGACGAAAUAUCGGAUUCCAAAGCGCAAUUGGCCGCCAUAACUUUGAUAGUCGGGACUUUGGAGCAGAUCAGUUGCUUCUCCGAAGAAAACUCUGAGCCACUGCGCACGCAAUGCGCGCUAGCCGCCAGCAAGUUGCUGAAAAAGCCCGACCAGUGCAGAGGUGUCGCCACAUGCACCCACCUGUUUUGGAGCGGCAAGACUCUCGCGACCGACAGGGAAGAAUCUCACGACGGUAAAAGGGUGGUCGAGUGUUUGAAAAAAGGCCUGAAAAUCGCGAAACAAUGCAUGGAUAUCAGCGUUCAAGUGCAGUUGUUUGUCGAGUUGCUGAACCAUUACAUUUACUUCUUUGAGAAGGGCAACGAUCAGGUCAGUGUUCAGAUUUUGAACCAAGUUAUCGGCAAGAUUAAGGAAGAGCUGCCGAAUUUGGAAAGUUCAGACGAGACGGAGCAAAUUACUAAGCAUUUCAAUAAUACCAUAGAACAUGUUAAGUCCAGAUUGGAUACGCCAGAUGGAGAUGGGAUAUCAUACGUUGGAAUUCAGACUUCACGAGAAGAAGUUGAGCAACCUUUAACCCAACUGAACACCCUCGUAAAUGAUAAAAUUGAAGCACCUGGUACUCAGUUCGUGCAUCAACUGAAGUCGAGUGUUUUGGAUGAUCAGUAUCUCAUUUUGACUUCUGCCAGAAAGAUUCUAGGAACAGGUGGUCCACAAAGGAUUAAAUAUACGCUACCUCCUUUGGUGUUCCAAGCCUAUCAACUGGCUUAUAAAUACAGGGAUACCCAGGAUGAGAAGUGGGAGAAAAAGUGCCAGAAAAUAUUCCAAUUCUGCCACCAAACCAUCACAGCCUUAGUUAAAGCUGAGUUGGCCGAUUUGCCGUUGCGUUUGUACUUGCAGGGUGCCCUAGCCAUCGACAAAAUCGGUUUUGAAAAUCACGAAACCGUGGCAUACGAGUUUAUGUCUCAAGCUUUCUCUUUGUACGAAGACGAAAUAUCUGAUUCCAAAGCGCAAUUGGCUGCUAUAACAUUGAUCGUCGGGACUUUGGAGCAAAUCAGUUGCUUCUCCGAAGAAAACUCUGAGCCACUACGCACGCAAUGCGCGCUAGCCGCCAGCAAGUUGCUGAAAAAGCCCGACCAGUGCAGAGGUGUCGCCACAUGCACCCACCUGUUUUGGAGCGGCAAGACUCUCGCGACCGACAGGGAAGAAUCUCACGACGGUAAAAGGGUGGUCGAGUGUUUGAAAAAAGGCCUGAAGAUCGCCAAACAAUGCAUGGAUAUCAGCGUGCAAGUGCAGUUGUUUGUGGAGUUGCUGAACCAUUACAUUUACUUCUUUGAGAAGGGCAAUGAUCAGGUCAGUGUUCAGAUUUUGAACCAAGUUAUCGGCAAGAUUAAGGAAGAGCUCCCGAAUUUGGAAAGUUCGGACGAGACGGAACAAAUUACUAAGCAUUUUAAUAAUACCAUAGAACAUGUUAAGUCUAGAUUGGAAACGCCAGAUGGAGAUGGGAUAUCAUACGUUGGAAUUCAGACUUCACGAGAAGAAGUUGAGCAAGCUUUAACCCAACUGAACACCCUCGUAAAUGAUAAAAUUGAAGCACCUGGUACUCAGUUGGACCUCGAGGAACUCGCGGAAGAACAAUGUUUACUGGCUAGGUUCGUGCAUCAACUGAAGUCGAGUGUUUUGGAUGAUCAGUAUCUCAUUUUGACUUCUGCCAGAAAGAUUCUAGGUACAGGUGGUCCACAAAGGAUUAAAUAUACGCUACCUCCUUUGGUGUUCCAAGCCUAUCAACUGGCUUAUAAAUACAGGGAUACCCAGGAUGAGAAGUGGGAGAAAAAGUGCCAGAAAAUAUUCCAAUUCUGCCACCAAACCAUCACAGCCUUAGUUAAAGCUGAGUUGGCCGAUUUGCCGUUGCGUUUGUAUUUGCAGGGUGCCCUAGCCAUCGACAAAAUCGGUUUUGAAAAUCACGAAACCGACGAAAUAUCGGAUUCCAAAGCGCAAUUGGCCGCCAUAACUUUGAUAGUCGGGACUUUGGAGCAGAUCAGUUGCUUCUCCGAAGAAAACUCUGAGCCACUGCGCACGCAAUGCGCGCUGGCCGCCAGUAAGUUGCUGAAAAAGCCCGACCAGUGCAGAGGUGUCGCCACAUGCACCCACCUGUUUUGGAGCGGCAAGACUCUCGCGACCGACAGGGAAGAAUCUCACGACGGUAAAAAGGUGGUGGAGUGUUUGAAAAAAGGCUUGAAGAUCGCCAAACAAUGCAUGGAUAUCAGCGUGCAAGUGCAGUUGUUUGUGGAGUUGCUGAACCAUUACAUUUACUUCUUUGAGAAGGGCAACGAUCAGGUCAGUGUUCAGAUUUUGAACCAAGUUAUCGGCAAGAUUAAGGAAGAGCUGCCGAAUUUGUAA